Aspergillus novofumigatus IBT 16806 is the source of this 660-nucleotide messenger RNA. RefSeq lists its product as uncharacterized. Gene Ontology annotation, biological process: transmembrane transport. The coding region runs from base 49 to 579 and encodes 176 amino acids. The transcript has a single exon. Lineage: Eukaryota; Fungi; Ascomycota; Eurotiomycetes; Eurotiales; Aspergillaceae. Gene Ontology annotation, molecular function: transmembrane transporter activity. The record is from RefSeq and is a predicted model, not a curated record.
CUGAUCGCUGGCACAUGCAGUGUAUCAGUCGGCGCCGGCCUUCUCAGCAUGCUCAAAGUCAGCGCAACGACCAGCCAAUGGAUCGGCUACCAGAUCGUGUAUGGCCUCGGCUUGGGCUGUUGCCUCCAGGCGCCCCGCUUCGCUGCGCAGACGGUACUCCCUCGCAAAGAAGUGGCCAUCGGCGCUUUCCUCACGCUUUUCGGUCAGAUGGUCUUCCGUACCAUAUUUGUCUCGGUUGACCAGAACGUUCUCCACCAAGGUCUGGCUACCCGUUUUGCCCGCAUCUCUGGCAUCAGCAUCAGUCCCGAGAACAUUGGGAGCGCUGGUACCACUGGUCUCUUCAAGACCAUUCCGUCUCAGUUCCACGCUGCUGUGCUGAGUGCUUACAAUUCCUCACUGCGGCUAUGCUUUUUGGUUGCUCCCGUCUUUGCUUGUCUUUCUGUCAUUGGCAACUUGGGCAUUGAAUGGCGCAAUGGCAAGGAGGAGGCCGAAGGAGUAUCCAAGAAUCCUGCUAGUGAAAACGCUGCCGGAGAUGGUAAGAACUUGAGAGCACUGAGUGAUGAGGAAGGAGGCAGAUAGAUGAGCACUGAGCAGUAACUCAGAGGGGUUUCUCCUUUGCACAUAUCCCAUGCUACAUGGAAUGGAUUGACUACCCAUUGU